CCCAGUCUACUAAAACUCUCUGAGCAACGCGUACAUCAAGUCGCUCGGUCUGCGGGCUCUCGUGUAGAAGUGUGGAAUAAAAAAGAAAUAAUUUAGAAAUAAAGUUUUCAUUGUGUUUCUCAUGCGUGCGUGUGUGUAAAAAAGAGCGAGCGAGCGAGAGAAAACAUGGCGAGUGUUUUAAUAACGCAAAUUCGAUUGCACUUUCUAUAAUUCCCAACAAAUUAUAUUUCUGUUCGUAAUGCGGUCCAAGUGUUUGCGCUCAAUGUGAAUGCUUGUUUUUUCUCACAAUAUUUCCUUCCUUUUCUUCGCGCCAGUCAACAAAAAAAUUAAUGAAAAAUUCUCUUCUUAUUCAACACAAAUUGUCCACACAAAUAAAACAAAAAAUUUCAUUUGUAUAUACUAAAGUCUACAAUCCCGAUGUUACACAAGGCCCGGACCAAUCAGAAAUUUGGUCAAGCAAAACGUAAUAUUUUUGUACAGCAAAUAAAAUCGGGAGAAGGCGAAUUGGAAAAGUCAACAAAUGCAAGAGAAAUAAGAUAAAGAGCUUGCAAACGAGCCGAGAGCUUAACAGAGAGAGAGUUAGAGUGUAAAAUAUAUAGAGGUAGACCGAGAGAGAGAGAGAGAGAGAGAGCAGAAUAGAGAGAGUAGUAGAGAGAGAGAUAGAGAGCACCAGAGGAUCGUUUUAUCAAUUCGCAUGCGCCAAUGAAAACGUCGCAUCCUUCACACGCGUCCGAUUUCGUCAUCGACUACGCCGUCGUUGCCGGUUCCGGUUCCGGUUCAGCUGCAACAGAACAAGAGCACAUUUACAGGCCACGUCUCAGCACCUAUGCAGCAUCAGCAGCAUCUGCAGCAGCGCCACCAGCACCAGUAGCCCCUGCGCAUGGGCUGGACGUAAAGCCAACCGUCGAACAGAUCAGCAUCGGCAUCAGCUGCGAUCUGAAGCCCAUUGUCUAUCUCGACGCGGAGACACGGCAGCCGCGACAGCGCAGCGUCAUCAUCAAGCAGCACUCACAGCAUAAUCAACACCAGCAACAAGCUCAUCAUCAUCAGCAGCAGCAGCAACAUCAUUAUCAACAGCAGCAGCAGCAGCAGCAGAAAACGUUGUCCAAGUCAACAGCAGCGGUCAACAGCAAGCGAAAGCGCGAAACAGAUUGCGAUUGCGGCUGCGUGGACUCGUACAACAGCAGCAGCGUUGACCACAACAGCAGCAGCAGCAGCAGCGGCGGCAGCGGCGGCGGUGUCAACGGUAACGGCAACGGCAACAGCGGUGGCAGCAGCAGCCUCAAGACGGCGCACGCAAAGGUUGCCACAUCGGGGGGGCAUGCCAACACGCAGCCCCCCAGCAAGCGCUCCAGCAGCGGCGCCGAUGGCGACUAUCAACUGGUGCAGCACGAGGUGCUCUACUCGCUGUCAGCGGAGUAUGAGGUCCUGGAGUUUCUGGGCCGCGGCACCUUUGGCCAGGUGGUCAAGUGCUGGAAGCGCGGCACUUCCGAAAUCGUUGCUAUCAAAAUCUUAAAGAAUCAUCCGUCGUACGCGCGUCAGGGCCAGAUCGAGGUCUCGAUACUGUCGCGCCUCAGCCAGGAGAACGCGGAUGAGUUCAACUUUGUGCGCGCCUUCGAGUGCUUUCAGCAUAAGAACCACACCUGCCUGGUCUUCGAGAUGCUCGAGCAGAAUCUCUACGAUUUUCUCAAGCAGAACAAGUUCUCUCCGCUGCCGUUGAAGUACAUACGACCCAUACUGGAGCAGGUGUUGACUGCCCUGUUGAAGCUGAAGCAAUUGGGCCUGAUUCACGCCGAUUUGAAGCCGGAGAACAUAAUGCUUGUGGAUCCAGUGCGUCAGCCGUAUCGCGUAAAGGUCAUUGACUUUGGGAGCGCCUCGCAUGUGAGCAAGACCGUCUGCAACACGUAUUUGCAGUCGCGCUAUUAUCGGGCGCCAGAGAUUAUCUUGGGCCUGCCGUUCUGCGAGGCCAUCGAUAUGUGGUCGCUGGGCUGCGUGGUGGCCGAGCUCUUCCUGGGCUGGCCUCUGUAUCCGGGCAGCUCUGAGUUUGACCAGAUCCGCUAUAUAUCGCAAACACAGGGCCUGCCCACGGAGCACAUGCUGAACAGCGCCUCGAAGACAUCGAAGUUCUUCUAUCGGGACGUCGACUCCACGUAUCCGUUCUGGCGCUUGAAGACCACCGAGGAGCACGAGGCGGAGACGAACACGAAGAGCAAGGAGGCGCGCAAAUACAUUUUCAACUGCCUGGACGACAUCGGGCAGGUGAACGUGCCCACGGACCUGGAGGGCGGCCAGCUGCUGGCCGAGAAGACGGACCGGCGUGAGUUCAUAGAUCUGCUGAAGCGCAUGCUCACCAUUGACCAGGAGCGACGCCUCACACCGGCGGAGGCGCUGAACCACAGCUUCACGCGGCUCACCCACCUGGUCGACUACGUCUACUGCAACAAUGUGAAGGCCUCGGUGCAAAUGAUGGAGGUGUGCCGGCGAGGCGAUUUCCAUACCGUACAACCUGCGCCCACGCUGGUGACCAACUUUGUGCCCAGCAGCACGGAGAACAUGACCUUCACGAUCAACAACCAGCUGACGAGCCAGGUGCAGCGCCUUGUGCGCGAUGGCCGCCCGCUGGCCUACGAGGGCCUCUACCAGAUCUAUGGCGGCCGCAACGUGGCCCGGCAGUACCCGCAGGCGCGCACCGAUACGUUCCAGCAUCAGCUGGUGUCGAACAUACUCUGUCCGCCCUCGUACCAGGCCAUGCCCAGUCCCACCAAGCACGUCGUUGUGGGCAGCGCCACGAUGCAGCCGCCGCUGCAGGUGCCGCCGCAGCAGUAUGUGAACGUGCCCGUGCCCGUGUCGAUGGUGGAGCCCAGCUCUGGGCAGCGCAUGCUGCUCACCAACCGGGUGCAGGCCAGUGGCGUUGCCUGGCCGCAAACCGGGCGCCAGAUGGCGCUGGUGCCCUCCUGGCCGCAGCAGGCGCCGGCGCAUUCGCUGAUCGUCGACUCGACGUCGCUCUUCAAUGUGGAGGAGAUCUAUCCCAAGCACCAUCUCAACUUGCCGCGCAACGAUCUCAAGAAGGAGUCGCCGGCUCAUCAUCUAGCCAAGGGCAGCUCGUAUCGUGUGCCGCGUCACGAGAAGAAGGAGCAUCAGCAGCUGUCGCCAGUGAAGAAGCGCGUCAAGGAGAGCUCGCCGCCGCAUCAGCAGCGCUACCAGCGCGCCGCCCACGUUUCGCCGCAGUACCACGCCCACCACAACUGCAACUAUGGCGGCGGGGGAGGAGGCUAUGGCGCAGGCGCCGCUGGCACCGUCGCCGCCAGCUCCGCCUCAUCAGCGAGCAAUAUCAUCAAUGCCAGUGGCAGCAGCUCGUCGAGCUCGCAUCACCACGCGCCGGCGGCCCACGCCCCGCACGGCAGCAGCAGCAGCAGCAGCGCCUACAACAGCGCCGGCCACCACAUUGUGGUGAGCAAUUGCAGUGGCAAUGGCGGUGGCUCGGCUGCCAGCUACCACGGCAGCAGCCAGCCGCCGCUGCACGCGCACCAGCAGCCGCACGUGAAGCAGCCCACCAUCACCAUCCACGACACGCCCUCGCCGACAGCCGUCGUGGGCGACGUGAUCACCAUAUCUGACAGCGAGGACGAGGGCGCCGAUGCAGCUGUGCAGCCCGUCAAGCAGCGCGCGCAUGCGCAGUCGCAGACGAGCAGCAGCCUGAUGCAGCAGCAGCAGCAGCAGCAGCAACAUCCGCAUCAGCAUCAGCAGCAGCAGCAUCAAGUUACCGUAGGUGAUCACGAUCCGGAGGAUGCGCGUCGACGUCACCACGCGGCAGCCGCCGCCGCUCUCUCCCAGCAGCAACAUCACCAUCACCACCAACAACAGCAGCAGCAGCAGCAGCCGCCACCGCCACCGCAGCAGCAGCAGCAGGUGCAGGUGCAGUCGUCUCAGCAGACGCCACACUAUCAGCCACCGCCGCCUCAAGCCCAGCCACAGCUACAGUCGCAGCCCAGCAUCAAGUACGAGCCGGGACAGUCGCAAAAGAAGCGCAUUCUGGCCAUGGCUCAGAGCGAGUGCAACUAUCAGCCGCAGCCGCCGCCGCAGGUGCAGAUACAAGUGCAACAGCAACAGCAGCAGCAGCAGCAGCAACAACAGCAGCAGCAGCAGCCGCCGCCUGUGGCCAGCCUGCCGCAUAUUCCAACCAAGCAGGAGCCAGCCGAGUUCUAUCCGGACUACCCGCCGCAGCAACCGCAGCAGCUGCAGCUGGAGACGAAGCGCAGCUCUUGGGCAGCUGGCUCGAGUACGGCAGCCAUGCCCCUGGCACAUCCGAAGCGCGAGGCACCGUCUGUGGCGCCCGUCAGCUAUGCGGCGCCCACUGUCGCCCCACCGCUGGCCCACUCGAAGAGCAGCUCGAGCAGCUCCUCGUCGAUCAGCGCUGCGGCUGCUGCAGCUGCGGCAGCCGCUGCCGCCGCGGCCAGUGUGGGUCCGCCGUCGUGGGGCCCGCCCCAAGUCUACCGGCAGCCAUCACAGCCACCGCCAUCAUCGGCCUCGGCGGGUGGUAGUGGUGGCGGUGGUGGCAGUGGCAGUGCAGGUGGUGUCGCCACCCAGCCGCCCGCUGGGCCGCCGCAUCAUCAUCACAGCAGCCACAGUCAUCAUCAUCACCAUCAGGCGGGCACGCCGCUGGGCGGCUCACCGUCGUCGACAGCCGCCGCGGCCAUGUUGCAGACGGACAUUUACGCGCAGGGCGAUAUAUACCGCAGGCCCACCGUCUAUGUGUCCCAGGCAGCGCCCACUUACGCGUACUCGAAUCGAGCGGUGGUCGCCCCACCACCGGCCCACAACAGCUCCAGUCGACAGGUCAUACCAUCCCAUCCAUUGCCGGCUCACAUUCAAAUCCCGUCGCAGUAUAGCCAAUUCGGACCAUUGAGUCCUGCCCAGGUAGCCGCCAGCAAGCAUGCGGCGCACUUUGCGCCCACCAACAUAUGGUAUGGUGCUGAGUAGCUUCCUGAUGUAGGGUGCACGAGGGUUGACGCGAGGAUGCCAGAGGCCACCACUGACAACAACAAGAACUACAACAACUAGAACUACAACUACAACAAGCACACAGCUUCCUUUCCUAACUAAUCACACACAGAGCGUAGAACUUGUUUCUUGAUUGAUUGAUUGAUUGAUUGAUGCUCGAAUCUUUUAUGGCCUCGGCAGACGGCGACGACAACAACGAUAGCGACUACAACAACAACAGCAGUAACAACAACAACUUUGAUGAGCUGCAGGAAUUGCAGAAGCUGCAGCUGACGCAAUGCUGGUGGUUUAUGAUGCUCAUGCAACAGAGCAUCAUACAGUACAACAGCAGCAUGUUGCAAGAGACUGUGGAAAUUGCGGAAACAGCAGCAACAACAACAACAACAUCAACAA
Messenger RNA from Drosophila mojavensis, 5394 nucleotides. RefSeq names its product homeodomain-interacting protein kinase 2 (gene Hipk). The record is from RefSeq and is a predicted model, not a curated record. The coding region runs from base 703 to 4980 and encodes 1425 amino acids. The transcript has 13 exons. Gene Ontology annotation, biological process: peptidyl-threonine phosphorylation; peptidyl-serine phosphorylation. Gene Ontology annotation, molecular function: protein serine/threonine kinase activity; ATP binding; protein tyrosine kinase activity. Gene Ontology annotation, cellular component: nucleus; cytoplasm. Lineage: Eukaryota; Metazoa; Arthropoda; Insecta; Diptera; Drosophilidae.